AAAAGUUCACAUCAAGACUUUUACACUACAACAUUUUGAUAAAAGUUAAAGUCAAUUUCCAGCUCUAGAUUGUAUAAAAGUUGGAUUGCAAUUUAACGUUAACUUUUAUAAUUGGAUGGCUAUCAGGGUGAUCAUGGGACUAUUUUAUAUAAAUAUAUAUAUUUACACGUAGUAGGAAAUGGAAGUUAGUCGAUAGUUUACAUCGAGCCAACUACAAUCUAUAACCACUGCCAGUUAACAAUUGGAUUUACCAGAGUGUUCAUCAUUAUUUGUAUUGAAGUUUUAUAUUAGUUGUUACUGCUAUUCAAUAAGCCGUUUAUUUCAGUUAUUAAUAACUUGUCCGAGGUAGUCACUCGGCUGGAACUUAAGCUAAAAAUUUACUGUAUUAUUAUUAUAAAUAAAAGGCAUGGGUUUGCUAACCGAAGGUCAUCCUAUUAGUUGGGAAGAAACAAAAAAACUUUCUAAACACGUGAGAAAACAUGGAAUAAUUCAGUUUAUAAAUUUGUAUAAAAAAUUGAGAGACCGAGAGGGUGAUGUACUUAAGUGGGGUGAUGAGGUCGAGUAUAUGCUGGUGAAGCUAAAUCAUGAAAAGAAAACGGCUAAAUUGAGCCUGAGGUCGUAUGAGCUCAUGCUAAAACUCAAUGAAAAGGAGCAGGCUGAUCCUAGCGCGGUAAAAUGCUUGUGGAGACCGGAAUUCGGAGCUUAUAUGAUUGAAGGGACUCCAGGACAGCCGUAUGGAGGCUUAAUGGCUCAUUUUAAUAUUGUUGAGGCUAAUAUGAAACACCGAAGACUGGAAGCUGAGGAACAAUUAAAGUCUGAAGAAAUAUUAAUGACUUUUACUAAUUUUUUGAGACUAGGCAGUCCUGACUCAACAGAACCACCAGCAAACCCAACACCAGACACUGGAUAUCAAAGAAGUUUAUUUCUUUCCGAUGAAGUUGUAUUUCCAGGUCAUCCCCGUUUCAAGACACUUGCUACAAAUAUUAGACAACGUCGGGGUGAAAAAGUAAUCAUAAAUGUUCCCAUUUACAAAGAUGAAAACACUCCAAAGCCCUUCCGCGAAGAUUUAUCAGCUUUAGGCGACGACGGAAGCAGCGCUAAAGUCGCUAAAGACGACCACAUCUACAUGGACGCUAUGGUCUUCGGAAUGGGCUGCUGCUGCUUGCAAGUGACCUUCCAAGCAAGUAACAUCCGGGAAGCUAGGACUUUAUACGACCAGUUGACGCCUUUGUGUCCUAUAAUGUUGGCUCUUACUGCUGCCAGUCCGGUCUACCGAGGGUACCUUGCCGACAUCGACAGCCGGUGGUUUGUUGUCUCCAACUCAGUGGAUUGUCGGACCAGAGGUGAACGCGGACUUGAACCACUCAAAGGCGAAGAGUUUAUCAUCAAGACCUCGCGAUACGGUUCGGUCGAGUCUUACCUCAGCGAGCAGGGAGACAAGUACAAUGAUACCCCGUUGCUCUAUGAUAAAGAGGUCUACAACCAGCUGAUUGAUAAUGGAAUUGAUCAUCUUUUGGCUCAGCACGUUGCUCAUUUAUUUAUUCGGGAUUGUGUUUGUCUUAUGUCUACGCAGUUGGAUCAAAAUGAUGAAACAGACACUGAUCAUUUUGAGAACUUACAAUCAACAAAUUGGCGUUCAAUGCGUUUCAAGCCUCCACCACCAAACUCAUCAAUCGGAUGGCGAGUAGAAUUCCGACCUUGCGACGUCCAAAUGACUGAUUUUGAGAACGCAGCGGUAGUCUGUUUCAUCGUGUUGCUGUCACGAGUAAUUCUCAGCUACAAUCUCAAUUUACUGAUACCCAUAAGCAAAGUAAUCGAGAACAUGACACGAGGAGAGAAGCGAGACGCAGUAAACAAAGAAAAAUUCUGGUUCCGGAAAGAUAUCACUUCGACAGGCGAGAAAGAUAACGCCUUAGAGACUGACCAGUACGGGGAGUUCACUGUUAAUGAAAUAAUAAACGGCAAGGACGGAGUGUUUGUCGGGCUGAUUCCGCUUAUCAACAGCUACUUGAACAACAUGAACGUCGACGCAGACACUCACUGCACUAUCCAGCGCUAUCUCAAGCUGAUUAGGAAACGCUCCUCUGGUGAGCUGAUGACUACUGCAGCCUGGAUUAGGAAGGAGGUCAUCAAUCAUCCAGAGUACAAAAAAGACUCCGUGGUCAACGAAGCUAUGACUUACGAUAUUAUCAAGAAUGCUUACGAGAUCCAGAAGGGAGUCAGAUCUUGCCCGGAGUUACUGGGCUUCUGCACUACUUCGAAAACUACCGAAACUAUUCCAGCGGCUAUUGCCAUCGCUGAGAAAUGUCACUUGGUCAAUUAAUUCAUUCGGUUUUUUUUUUUUUUUU
Messenger RNA from Cotesia glomerata, 2348 nucleotides. Its product is annotated as glutamate--cysteine ligase catalytic subunit-like. The transcript is spliced from 7 exons. The record is from RefSeq and is a predicted model, not a curated record. Gene Ontology annotation, molecular function: glutamate-cysteine ligase activity. Bases 407 to 2323 code for a protein of 638 amino acids. Gene Ontology annotation, biological process: glutathione biosynthetic process. Lineage: Eukaryota; Metazoa; Arthropoda; Insecta; Hymenoptera; Braconidae. Gene Ontology annotation, cellular component: glutamate-cysteine ligase complex.